UCAAGGUGAAAAGAAACGUAGGUCUGCCGACAUUUUACAAUCAUGAGCGUCCAUCUGAAGAAAGAAAACUAUUUUUGCAGUAAUUUAUAGCAGACCUGAUUGUUUUGUCUAAUUCUGUAACUAUUUAAAAAUGUAUUUGCUCAACUGUGUUUUGAUGUCAAUACUGCUGAUGAUCACUGAAGGGUUCACAGUAAAGGGUUCUUCAGGUCCUCUGGUUGUUCCUCUGGGAGGUUCAGUGGUUCUUCCCUGUUCUGUUGAGACACCCUUACCACUGGAGGAUCUGGAGGUGGAUUGGAAAAGACUGGACACACAGACUCUCGUUCAUCUGUAUCAAGAUGGAGAUAUCAGACCAGAGGCUCAACAUCAGGAUUAUCAUGACAGAGCUCAUUUCUUCACUGAAGACAUUAAACAUGGAAACUUCUCCCUACUGUUGAACAAUCUGACAGCUGAAGAUGAGGGACAAUACACAUGUCAAGUUCACACUGGACAAGAGUCUGGAGAAACUGUGGUGGAAAUUAAACAUGUUGAGCGUUUAAUAGUAUCAGGUUCAAGCCGCUCUAUUUCUGCAUCUGUGGGUGAAGAUGUCACUCUGAGCUGCUCUGUGAAGUCUCACAUAAAAUCCGAAGAGAUUGAAAAGGUUUUAUGGAAGAAAACAAAUAAAGAUGAAGACAUUUCAGUUCUUCUCUAUCAAAACAACGAAACCGUAUCAGACGCAUCAGAUGAGCGAUAUAGAGACAGAGUUGAGUUCUUCACUGAUGAAAUCCACAGAGGAAACUUCUCUCUCAGACUGAAGAGACUCACAACUGAAGAUAAAGGAGUUUACAUCUGUCAAGUGAUUAAUGGACGACUAUCAGCAAACACAACUGUAAUACUGGAGAGACUUGGUUUCUCUGGUUUACACAUAAUGGUGUUGAUUCUCUGUAUUACUGCAUGUGGAUCUGCAGUUAUAAUCUACUCUCUUAUCUACUGCAGACCAGUAAAUAAAGAGUUUGUUGUGAAUCAUUCUAGCAAGACAUUCUAUGAUCUGGGAGAUUCAGUGGAUCUGCCCUGUUACAUUGAUCCACAAUUACUGACUGACAGUCUUAAGGUGGAAUGGAGAAGAUCAGACUCACAGACUCUUGUUCAUCUGUAUGAAGAUGGAAAUAUUAAAUCAGAUGUCAGGCAUCAGGAUUAUCAUGAUAGAGCUCAUUUCUUCACUGAAGACAUUAAACAUGGAAACUUCUCCCUCAAGUUGAAGAAUCUGAGAGAAGAAGAUAAAGGGCUUUACACAUGUACAGUUUACAGUGGACAAGAAUCUGUGUUUACCAUCAGCACAAAACUAGUACUUGGGCUUUUAGUGAAUCAGCGUUCAUUUGAUCCUCUGGGAGAUUCAGUGGUUCUGCCCUGUUCCAUUGAUAAAGAGUUAACAAAGAAAAAGUUGAAGGUGGAAUGGAGAAGAUCAGACUCAGAUACUGUUGUUCAUCUGUAUGAAAAUGGAAAUAUUCAACCAAAGGCUCAGCAUCAGGAUUAUCAUAAAAGAGCUCAUUUCUCCAAGGAGAAGAUUAAAAAUGGAGAUUUCUCCCUCCAAUUGAAGAAAGUGAGAGCUGAAGAUAAAGGAGAAUACACAUGUAAAGUUUACAGUGAGGACAAUUCACCACUUCCAUUCAACAGCAAUUUAGAACUGGGAUUUGUUAUGGACUCUACUAUUGUUUCUCUGGGAGGUUCAGUGCUUCUGCCCUGUUCCACUAAUCUACAUUUCAUAACUAAUAAUAUUAAGGCAGAAUGGAGAAGAUCAGACUCAGAGACUCUCAUUCAUCUUUACCAAGAUGAAGAUAUCAGACCAGAGGCUCAGCAUCAGGAUUAUCAUAAAAGAGCUCAUUUCCUCACUGAGAAAAUUGAACAUGGAAACUUCUCCCUCCGACUGGACCAUAUAAGACCUGAAGAUGAGGGAAAAUACAAAUGCGAAGUUUACAGAGGGCAGAAUUCUGUGUUUUCUGGCGACACAAGUUUGACACUCAGACUACUACACCCAGUUUUUCGUCUUCAGUUGCUUCUGGUCUUCUGUCCAAACCUCAUCAUGUUCUUUGCUUUUAUCUUCUGGGGUGUUUCUGAAGGAUCUGCGAAUGAGACAAUCUUCUGCUGUGCUCUUUAUUGUCUUAGACCUAUUUUGUUGCUCUUUGCUGCACCAUAUUGUACACAGUUUAAAGACAACAUUAAAAUAUGGAUCCUGGAUACCAGUUAUGAAACAGAAUAUAUUUUUUUCUCGACUUUUCUUUUUUCAGUUCUUUUUCAUUCAGCCUGGGAAAAAGGUUUGAGUUUUGCUGGAUUUGAAGGCAUUAUGAUAAUAGUCCUCUGUGGAAUAGUUCUUCUGUUUUGCCUCUUCUAUAUUAUUUACGUGUUGGCUAGAAUCUCUGGGAAAUUAAGUCAAAGGAUAAGUAAAAUAUUUAAUCUUCUGUCUGCUAUAAUCCGUGAUGUUCUGCCUUCAUUACAAUUUAUCCUCCUGUUCUACUUGUUUGGAUCAGCCGGAGGAGGUUUCUUCAUUGUUGCUGUUUUACCUGUGAUAACAACAACAACCAAUUACAAUUGGAAUGUUACAUGUGGGCAAAAGAUGGGAUGUUCACCUUUGGUCAGGAGAUCAGUAUGGUCUACAAUGAUGUUAUUGCUGACUGCAGUAAUGAUGUAUUUCUACAUCAUGGCACUGGAAAGGGAAAAAGAUCGUGUUGGAUGGGCCUGUAUGAUUGGAUUUCUUCAAGUGUUAUGGACAGUUUGGAAUUGUUUACAGUCAUUUAAAGAUUGGUUUUUCAUCCGUAUCACUGCUGUGUAUGUGUUUGGAUCAGUUGGUGUUGUUUUAAUCAGCGCUGUUGCAUUGAUGACUGAACUGAUACUGAAAACAGUUAAUAGUGAAAGUUCAAUGGGAGAUCUGAGAAUCGUUGUGUUUUCCUCUGAAAUCCUCUUUACUCUGUCUAUGCUGAUGUUAAUAGUAUUUGCACCAUGGAUCAAAAAGGAUCUGCAGUAUUGCCAGAUUGGAGCAAUAUGUAAACAAAAGCAAGACGACAGAUCAGACCAACAUUCUGCAACUGCAGCAGCUCAAGCUAGUGGAUCAAACCAGAACACAGCAGAAUCUAAUGAAAUGAAAUCUCUACUGAAGACUGAAGGUCAAGAUGCUGGAGGAGCUGGAAGUACAGCAGAAACUGAGCUUGAUUCAGUGAAAUCACAAACAUGAGAGAAGAUCAUUAAGAUUCACCAUGAAGGUGCUUGUCAGUGGGCUAAAUGGAUGUACCGAAUGACUUUUGGAUUAAUCCUUUUUUUUUGUAUGAGAUGUGGAUUUGGAUGCCAAUUAAUUACCAAACGACGUUGGUGUUUGUCAAAAAACAGUAGGUAAUUCGGCCAGGAAUUUUUACAUGGGUGGUAAGAGAAAAACAAGGACAUUCUGGAUCGGAUGGCAAUAAGACUGACUACUCCCUAUAAAUGUUGAAAAUACCUUUCGUCCCCACGAGAAACAUUGACCACCCUAUAAGAGGAAGUAAUUACCAUAUUUCUUCUGAAAGAAGAUGGAUAUGUAUCGUGCAUUGCUUAAGGUUGAGUAAAUCAUGGGGUAUUUUUCAUAUAUCUGGCUGGAGUAUCGCUUUAAGAUUCAUUUUUUUCUUUUUGCGAAUCGAAAAUGUGUAAAUCCGUUCUUGUGUUGCUGUAAUUGCUUCUAUUGUUUACCUCUUUUGUAAGGUGCUUUGGACAAAAGCGUCUGCUAAAUGACUAAAUGUAAAUGUAAUAAAGAUUAAUAAAUGCUGUUGAAUCAUU
Molecule: messenger RNA, 3774 nt
Organism: Paramisgurnus dabryanus
Lineage: Eukaryota; Metazoa; Chordata; Actinopteri; Cypriniformes; Cobitidae
Biological process (GO): T cell costimulation; negative regulation of T cell proliferation; cell surface receptor signaling pathway
Cellular component (GO): external side of plasma membrane
Source: RefSeq, a predicted model, not a curated record